UGUCAUUCGGUAAACCAUUACCGCGAAUAAAUUUUUCGAUAAACAGUCCGACCGUCGAAAUGAAGGCAUUUAUUGCGGCCUGCUGUGUAAUUUCCAUAGUUUAUUGCAAAACUUUGGGGGUACACAAAUCCGGACAAAGAUGUGUCAACAUGUGGGACGAAGGCUGCAUUAAUGGACAGUUGAACGGGGCAGGUAACGACGACAACUAUCUGAACGGCGGCUUCACCCCCGGAAAGCGAUGUGUCAACAUGUGGGAUGAAGGAUGCGUCAAUGGACAACUUAGCGGUGCAGGUAACGACGACAACUAUCUGAACGGCGGCUUCACACCUGGCAAACGAUGUGCGAACAUGUGGGAUGAAGGAUGCAUCAAUGGGCAACUGAAUGGUGCAGGUAACGAUGACAAUUAUUUAAACGGAGGCUUCACACCUGGCAAGCGCUGUGUCAACAUGUGGGAUGAAGGCUGUAUCAAUGGACAACUGAAUGGUGCCGGCAAUGAUGACGACUACUUGAAUGGUGGUUUCACUCCUGGUAAGAGGUCUUUGCAUUCCCUCAUGCAAAAACUACAGCAAAACCGACACCAUUUUUAAUUUUUAGUCUUUUGAAAGUUACCGGAAUACAAGGCAUUUUAUUUGCAGCAAACUGCAUGCUAAUAAGAAUAAAUUGCGCUUACCUAUUAAAAUUAACAAAUAUUUUAAUAAGAAUCUAAGAAUAUUGUUCUUUUAAUUACGUGACCUACAAAUUCGACGUUUAAUUGUAGCAACUCAGGUUCCUUGUUCCGGCACUCACGUUGUGAAGGCCUUCAUAGUUCAUAUUAAAACUGUAAAGGUGCAAUGUGUAACAUUGAUAUAUAAAUAAAAACUAGUUUCAUCACUU
Molecule: messenger RNA, 873 nt
Organism: Trichoplusia ni (cabbage looper)
Lineage: Eukaryota; Metazoa; Arthropoda; Insecta; Lepidoptera; Noctuidae
Exons: 6
Coding region: 60-587 (175 amino acids)
Source: RefSeq, a predicted model, not a curated record